CGUAGCAAACAAACAACUUCGGGACCGCACAAGCACAGUCUCUCACUUGUACUAUAUAGAGGAGCACUCAUUAGUAUACUGCGUCCUAUAUAGCUCCGAUCAACUGUUAAUCCGUACACGUCAAGCCGACUGCUAGCAAGAUGAAUACGGAUACCGACUCACGCCUGUGCCCUACUUGGGUCUUUCUGAGCAAUGCCAACAUACACAUUGCGAAGGAUCGAGGCUGGUUCAAGACGUACACACCCUUCACAUCUAUAGUUGAUCCCUCGCCCUUCUUCAACCCGGGCAACUACAUUCCAGUGCUAGGAAUAGGCACCGUCGAGAUCCCCACAAAGCGCUCGCCCAAUACUUCAGGCGUGUCUUCGCACGCAUCUCUCCUUCUCCACGAAGUCCUGCACGUGCCUGAUUUUCUCUGCAACGUCAUUGGGCAACCACUUUGGUUAACAGACGGAUACAAUCCUAUAAUCAAAUCUGGUACAAAGUCUCGAGGAACUAUAAAAGAUAGUCAAGGCAAGAAUGUUGCCUAUUUCCACCCCGGAAGUCCGCUGCUUGCAAUCAAAGUGCGCUCUCCACUAGACUGGCCAAAGCUCGGUCCGCACGCUCUGAAGAAGGACGGCCUAUAUGUGCUAGGCUGUCAAUGGGAUGCUUCCGAAAAGCAAAAGUGGCGAGAAUUUCAAGCUGCUAAUGGAAUGUUCACAGCGCAAAACGUUGCACCCUACACGGCCGAGGAAACUGCGUUUCUGAAGAAGAAUUAUCGCUCUGAAUUCCACUUUCUAAUGCAGCAUGGGCUCAAAAUCUUUUCUGAUGAAGAUCGCCAAGAAGGACAGGCUAUUCUACGUGCCAUUAUGCAAGAGUCCGAGGAGGAAGAUCCCGACGACAACGAGGAUGGUUUUGACGAAUCAGAGUUCGAGGGCCACCAGGCAGACUACAACUUCACGGAACGUCAGCUUGAUUGGAUUGAAAAGAACUUCCGCAAUUCGGAGCAGUUUAUGUACUCUUAUGGACUCAAGUUUUAUAACGAUGAUGAUCUCGAGGAGGCUAAGGUGAUUGCGGAGGCUUUGAUGGAUAGCGAUGAUUGAAGAUUCUUGGAAUCGCCGCUCGAAUUUUUGGAGGGACGGAGAUUGAAGCUACAAUUUGUGUUAGCCGAAGUCUAGUUUCUCGGUUAGUACGUACGAGUCAGACAUCCAUGCCUGUCGCCUGUAACUAACUCCGCGCCACUGUCCCCUCAGCCUCAGCCGGUUUGCGUUCGUUUCUUCGUGGCUAACAGUUACCCUAUCUGAAAUCAUAUCCGU
Messenger RNA from Alternaria alternata, 1292 nucleotides. RefSeq lists its product as hypothetical. The transcript is spliced from 2 exons. Bases 141 to 1079 code for a protein of 312 amino acids. The record is from RefSeq and is a predicted model, not a curated record. Lineage: Eukaryota; Fungi; Ascomycota; Dothideomycetes; Pleosporales; Pleosporaceae.